AUGAGAAAUCAUGUACUAGCAGCAUCAAUUUCAAUGCUCUCCCUGCUGGCGAUCGUGGGAGAUACAGACAGCAAAAUGGACAGUGCCUUCAUGAUGGACUCUGACCCUGGGCGCUGCAUGAGGCAUCAUUAUGUGGAUUCUAUCAGUCACCCUUUGUACAAAUGCAGCUCAAAGAUGGUGCUGUUGGCAAGGUGUGAGGGGCACUGCAGUCAGCCCUCUCGCUCAGAGCCUCUGGUCUCCUUCAGCACAGUCCUGAAGCAGCCCUUCCGCUCUACCUGUCACUGCUGCCGGCCCCAGACCUCCAAACUGAAGGCCCUGAGGCUUCGAUGCUCUGGGGGAAUGAGACUCACAGCCACCUAUCGGUACAUCCUCUCCUGCCACUGUGAAGAGUGCAGCUCCUAA
Molecule: messenger RNA, 402 nt
Organism: Vombatus ursinus (common wombat)
Lineage: Eukaryota; Metazoa; Chordata; Mammalia; Diprotodontia; Vombatidae
Gene: NDP
Product: norrin cystine knot growth factor NDP
Exons: 2
Coding region: 1-402 (133 amino acids)
Biological process (GO): Wnt signaling pathway
Source: RefSeq, a predicted model, not a curated record